Aaosphaeria arxii CBS 175.79 is the source of this 295-nucleotide messenger RNA. RefSeq lists its product as uncharacterized. The transcript has a single exon. NCBI's taxonomy places the organism in Eukaryota, Fungi, Ascomycota, Dothideomycetes, Pleosporales. The record is from RefSeq and is a predicted model, not a curated record. The coding region runs from base 20 to 262 and encodes 80 amino acids.
GUCAGAAUCAGGAAGUAUCAUGCGCGACAUUUUUGUUGCGACGACCUCGGGAGGCUCAUGCAGAGCUGACAACACACGCAAUCUCGCUCGCCGCCUCAAUGCUCAGCUUCCUCUCACUACGCACGUAGAAUUCAGCAAUGAAUCUAGCCGCAUACUCCGCUCCGUGCUGGUGCGAUAUCUCCGCUAUGGCAAUUGUAAUCCACAAAUCUCACUCACAGCGAAUUCCUCCGCUCUGGCUGACAAUGCGAUCUCGGCAAUCUAGAAAUGGCCGCACAAGCUCGUAUUCAGAUCUCGC